UAGUUGCGUUUUCAACGCCACCCGCUUUGGAUUAACGUGCCCGAAGAUGAUAAUAACCGCGAAAUUGGUUAGCAUUUGCCUCGGCGUGGCUUUGACGGCCUUCACCGUGUCCACAAUUGUGCUCGCGGUGCAAAAGUCCAAUCUCAAGGAUGAUUUACGCGAUGCCCAAGAGAAAAUCGAUCAACUAGAGGCGGGUUUUGCAUCCACCUCGACGUCUACAACAACUACCACAACCACAACGGUAGCUCCAGGACCCACCGAAGAAGGACCUAGCACAGUGGAGCCUAGUUCAACUACAGAGGGUUCAAGUACCGCGGAUCCUGGCACUACAGUUGCGCCCGAGAAAAUCGAUUAUCGCUUGCCCACCGCAUUGACGCCCACCAACUAUGAUCUGUAUCUGAAUCCGGAUAUCGAGACGGGUCUCUUCAGUGGCCGUGAAACUAUUAACAUUACCGUGAACGAGGCCGUCACUCAAAUUGUGUUGCACUCGCUGUACUUGGAUAUACAGAAUCCGUCUGUUUAUGAAUCAACGGGAACAAAUGUCGUUGUCUCGGGUUUCACUUUCGAUUCGGUUAGGGAGUUUCUUAUCAUCAAUCUGAGUCAAGAACUCACCGUCGGCUCAUUCAUUCUGCUCACGCUCGACUUCUCCGGAAACAUGGCCAGCAAAAUUGUCGGUUUGUACAGCUCGUCGUAUCUGAAGGCAGAUGAAUCCCGCAAAUGGAUUGCGACAUCCAAGUUCGAGCCAACUUACGCUCGCCAAGCGUUCCCCUGCUUCGAUGAGCCCGCUCUGAAGGCGACCUUUGAGAUUACUCUGGUGCAUCCGGUCGAUGGCAAUUACCAUGCGCUGUCCAACAUGAAUGCCGAUUUGGAGAUCAAUCAGGGCACCUACACCGAAGUAAUGUUCGCCAAGAGUGUGCCGAUGAGUACAUACUUGGCCUGUUUCAUUGUCUCGGACUUCGAGGCCAAGUCCGUGGACAUUGAUACCAAAGGCAUUGGCAACACCUUCCAAAUGGGCGUCUACGCAACGCCAGAGCAGAUUGACAAAGUGGACUUUGCCUUAGAUGUGGGCAAGGGUGUCAUUGAGUACUACAUUGAUUACUUCCAAAUUGAGUAUCCGCUACCCAAGCUCGAUAUGGCUGCCAUUCCCGACUUUGUCUCCGGUGCUAUGGAGCACUGGGGUCUGGUCACCUAUCGCGAGACUUCGCUACUCUACGAGGCGGCAACCAGCUCCGCUGUGAACAAGCAGCGCAUUGCUAGCGUCAUUGCUCAUGAGUUUGCCCACAUGUGGUUUGGCAAUUUGGUUACAAUGGACUGGUGGAAUGAUCUGUGGCUAAAUGAGGGAUUCGCCAGCUUCAUCGAGUAUUUGGGAGUCGACUCUGUGUUUCCCGAAUGGCAAAUGCGCGAUCAGUUUAUCGUUGGCACUUUGCAUGCAGUGCUCACAUUGGAUGGCACUUUGGGAUCUCAUCCCAUUAUUCAAACAGUCGAGAAUCCCGAUCAGAUAACAGAAAUCUUUGACACGAUUACGUAUUCGAAAGGCUCUUCGUUGGUUCGCAUGUUGGAAGACUUUCUGGGUGAGACAAUCUUCCGUCAAGCGGUUACAAACUAUCUGAAUGAAUACAAAUACAAGAACGCCGUAACCGAUAACUUCUUCACGGAGAUUGACAAACUGGAGCUGGAUUAUAAUGUGACUGAUAUAAUGCUCACAUGGACAGUGCAGAUGGGUUUGCCAGUGGUCACGAUCGAAAAGGUCUCGGAUACUGAAUACAAAUUGACACAGAAGCGCUUCUUGUCCAAUCCCAACGACUAUGACGAAGUGCACGAGGCUUCUGAAUUCAACUACCGUUGGUCGAUACCCAUCACAUACACGACGAGUGCCAAUUCGGCAGUGCAGCGGGAUUGGUUUUACUACGACCAGAGCGAAAUCACCAUAACUGUGCCCAGCGGCGUGGAAUGGAUCAAGUUUAAUCACGACCAGGUUGGCUACUAUCGCGUCAACUACCCCAAUACCUUGUGGGAAGUUCUGGCCAAUCAGUUGGUCUCCUCUCCCGAAACCUUUACUGCCGGCGAUCGUGCUUCUUUGUUGAACGAUGCCUUUGCCUUGGCCGAUGCAACGCAGUUACCUUACGAUGUCGCAUUCGAUAUGACUAAAUAUCUGGCCAAGGAAGAGGACUAUGUGCCCUGGAGUGUGGCUGCCUCGAAGCUGACGUCCCUGAAGCGCACUUUGUACUACACGAGCAGCUACGUCAAGUACAAGAAAUACGCCACGGCCCUGAUUGAGCCCAUCUACACGGCACUCACCUGGACUGUGGGCGACGAUCAUUUGAACAACCGCCUGCGUGUGACAGCCUUGGGAGCAGCAUGCUCGCUAGGUCUUGAGGCAUGUCUGACUGAGGUGGGCGUACAGUUCAACACGUGGCUAGCAGCUCCCACUCAGCGCCCCAAUCCGGAUGUGCGCGACACGGUUUACUACUAUGGCAUGCAGUCGGUGGGCAACCAAGAGACGUGGGAGACCGUCUGGGAGCUGUUUGUGAACGAAGCCGAUGCCAGCGAAAAGUCCAGGCUGAUGUAUGGCCUGGCUGCUGUUCAGGAGCCGUGGUUGCUGCAACGCUACAUUAGUCUCGCCUGGAAUGAGGAGUAUGUGCGUGGUCAGGACUAUUUCACCUGCCUGACCUACAUCUCGGCUAAUCCCAUGGGCGAAUCCCUGGUGUGGGAUUAUGUGCGCGAGAACUGGCUGCAGUUGGUGGCACGUUUUGGCCUCAACGAGCGUUAUUUGGGCAAUUUGAUACCCUCGAUAACGGCGCGAUUCAACACGCAAACUAAACUCGAAGAGAUGGAGCAAUUCUUUGCCAAGUAUCCUGAGGCAGGAGCUGGCACAGCUGCUCGUGUUCGUGCCCUGGAGACUGUGAAGAACAACAUUGUCUGGCUGGCUGAAAAUCUCGAAAGUGUUGACGCUUGGCUCGACAGGCAGUAAAGCUAAUCAAUCCGAAAGGGAUGUCAUAAAUAUCAUAGUUUCUUUGUACUCAUCGAAUUGCCAUUAUAAAUAUACUACACAAUAAAGAUUAGCCAGUUAUAUGAAUGUGUAAAUGGAAACACAACAAAAAAACCAACUAUAUAACAA
Molecule: messenger RNA, 3118 nt
Organism: Drosophila sulfurigaster albostrigata
Lineage: Eukaryota; Metazoa; Arthropoda; Insecta; Diptera; Drosophilidae
Product: glutamyl aminopeptidase
Exons: 7
Coding region: 47-2971 (974 amino acids)
Biological process (GO): proteolysis; peptide catabolic process
Cellular component (GO): cytoplasm
Molecular function (GO): zinc ion binding; metalloaminopeptidase activity; peptide binding
Source: RefSeq, a predicted model, not a curated record